UUCAGUACAACGAAACAAAAUUCUAAUUUUUAGCUCCCUCCACUCCUCGUAUAAAACCAAAGAUUAUGUCGAUUAAAACAAGUUUAUUCAGGCUAUUCUUGGUGGCCAGUUUGACACCGCUUUUGCAGCUGAGAAUGGCUGCUCAAAUUACGAACAUCAAAUGCAUAGUGCUCGAUAAAAGAUGCGUGAACUUCACCGAGUGCCGUUUGCGUGUGGUGAAACGUGAUGUGAAUGAGAUCUCAGUGUACGCGAAAAUACUCCAGCUGCCGGUGGUGAAUGCGUCGGUUCAACUUAAAUUUAUGAAAAAGUCCAACGGCUAUCGGCCUUAUAUUGGUGAGGUGAAUUACGAUGGCUGCAAAUUUUUGGAAACACAAAAAAAUCCCUUGGUUAAAUAUUUGUACAGUUUCAUACGUCCCUACACGAAUGUCAACCACACAUGCCCGAUAAAUCAUGAUAUUGCUUUGAGUAAUUUUCGCAUCGAUGAAAAACUUUUGAAUCGUGCUGGCAUUCUACCAACUGGAGAAUAUGCAUUUUUCAUCUCGUGGACUUUGAAUAGCAUGAAGUGCGGACGCACGGAAAUGUUUUUCAAACAUAAUGAAUAA
Messenger RNA from Bactrocera latifrons, 602 nucleotides. RefSeq lists its product as uncharacterized. Bases 66 to 602 code for a protein of 178 amino acids. The record is from RefSeq and is a predicted model, not a curated record. The transcript has 3 exons. Lineage: Eukaryota; Metazoa; Arthropoda; Insecta; Diptera; Tephritidae.